This is a messenger RNA of Cololabis saira (Pacific saury), 1805 nucleotides long. RefSeq names its product serine-rich coiled-coil domain-containing protein 2-like. Gene Ontology annotation, biological process: microtubule bundle formation. NCBI's taxonomy places the organism in Eukaryota, Metazoa, Chordata, Actinopteri, Beloniformes, Belonidae. The transcript has 6 exons. Gene Ontology annotation, cellular component: microtubule cytoskeleton. The record is from RefSeq and is a predicted model, not a curated record. Bases 6 to 1805 code for a protein of 599 amino acids. Gene Ontology annotation, molecular function: microtubule binding.
GUCUGAUGUCAGCCCCUCCUUGCGUCGACCCUCCCAUCAUGCCCACCAUGGUUUCUAGGCUGCCCAAGUUCGGCUCGCGUCCCCGGUCUCAGACGGUCCCGGCUGCGUCCUCCAACACCAGCCCUGCCAUCGCCGCCGCCGGCAGCACCCGCCUCACAAACGGCUUCUACCACCACCCCGGCCCUGCGGGGGGCGCCGCGCCCCCCUCCUCCGCCAAGCAGAAUGGAUUUAUCAGAGUGCCAAGUUCGUAUUCCACGACGUGGAGGAAAGAAAACGGGACAGUGGAGGAUGGAAGGGCAGAUGGAGGCAUGGAAUGGAGGGGAGGAAAAGGCGGGAAUGCUGUGCAGUAUUCCCAGCAGCAGCAUAAUGCCAAAAAAUCUAUGACAUCAGCAAAGGGGCGCGGCCUGGCUGCAGCAUCAACAUCCCCACAAUCCAGCCCCAGAUCUAUUCCCGUCUCUAAAAAUGGAUCUCAGAGCUCCAAACAGAGUCAGGCCACGUCCGGACUUACCAACGGCAGCCAGAAGACCCUAAACGGGAGUUCAGGACCCAAACCUCGGGCCGCAGCCAGCAGCUUCCUCAGACAGCCGCAGGGUUUGGUUCGUCUGUCCAGCUCAAAGCCGGGUUCUGGUCCGGGGUCCCGCUGCAGCCCCCCCCCUCUGAAGAAGCCGCCAGCCAGCCGCUCCCAGUCCAGCGACAGUCUGGGGUGCGUCUCCUCCGACCAGCUGACGGAGAACGAUCGCUUUCGGUCGCGCAGCCUCACCCAGGUCCGACAGCUGCCUUCCCCCAGUCUCACUCUGUCCUCCGCCUCCUCCGCGUCCCUCCCUCGCUCCCCCAGCGCCAGCCGGCACCCCAUAAAUAGUGCAGCUCGACACGGACCUCCGUCUUCCUCGAUCCAGGCUCCGUCCAGAGCCGGCCUGAUGAAAUCACCCGUGAGCAAUCAGAAAGGUAAAGCUCAGAGUUCUGCUUCUUCGGGGACGGGGCUCAGCAUCCCCUCGGCCUUGAAGAAGCCCCUGCUGCCCGGCUUCGGCCUCGGCCCUUCCUCCAGGCCCAGCGGUAUCAGUUAUAAACUGUCCCGCCCGUCACUCAUGAAGCAGUCCCGCCCCCUCCGCGUGACCCCGGCCGAUGGAUGUGACGGCGACCAGAGACGGAACCAAGGACAGGACGGAUGGAGAAGCUCUUUGGAGACGCCUUCCACCACAGAAAACAGUCCAGAAAACAGUCCAGAUGUUCCAGACGCAGCGGGGCUGUCGGUGGAGCCGAUGUUCCAGCGAGAGCCGUCGAUGGUCGGCGAGACGCUGGAGAACAUGUCCCUGUCCUCCACCUCCUCUCUGGAUAGAAACGACAUCAGCCAGGAAUAUAUGGACGACUUCGACAACCUCGGGAAUGGUGGAGUGGGUAUUCUGCUGCUCACAUCCAAAAACGAUGAAGAGGACUCAGGACUGGACCAGUCGUGCACCAGGUUUGAUGAUGACAAAGUGGCAGAGAACGGCGUCGGCACGGUGAUGGGGCUGAGUUUUCUGGACGAUGGUAUGGACUGGUCCAGCAUCACUGGUGAGCGAAGGGAACCUCGACUGAAUCGGCUCUCCCGCCAGAGAGGCUCCAGCCAGGUGGACUACCAUGACCAGGGGGGUUCGUCCCUGGACCUCUCCCCGUCCGACAGCUGUGGAUCCGGGGGCACCUACAUGUGGGACGAGGAGGGUCUGGAGCCACUGGGAGACGCUGCCACCAACGGAUCCAUCCACACCAGCAGCAACAGCACCCACCCCAUCGGGAGCUUCGACUCGGACAUCAACAGCAUCAUCUGA